UUUUGCAAGAAAAUUGCAUUAAAAUAUAAAAAGGCUAUCAUUGAUUAUUCCAAAAUUUUUGCCCAACUCCGUAAAUUUUCCUUAACAUCGGCUCAAAAAACGACAAAUCCCCCACAAGACAAAAAUUAUAAGCCAAUAAACAUUGUUUUAUCAGGACCCGAUAGAAAAUUAACUUUCCCCUUCGUAUCACAGCAACCAGUCAAGGGUGGUGGUAAACUUAAAAUGGCUAGACAAUAUUCACAGGAAUCACAGUCAUCAUAUGGUACAAAAUGCUAUUUAAGCCAAUCAGAAGCUAAAAAAUUAGACGAAGAAUUGAUGGGGGAAUACGCGUAUACGUUGGAACAAUUGAUGGAAUUAGCUGGUCUAAGCUGCGCCGAAGCCAUAUUGUCAUGUUACCCUUUAAGCCAGUUGAGCAAAGGAGGUCUUGUACUGGUGUGUUGUGGACCGGGAAAUAAUGGAGGAGAUGGACUGGUUUGCGCCAGACAUUUAAGAUUAUUUGGUUACAAACCAUCCGUUUAUUACCCCGUGCAGUCUAAUAACAAAUUUUUCUCCUCUCUCAAAACUCAAAUAGCCAAGCUAGACAUUCCUUUCCUUUCCUAUCUUCCUCGCGAACAUUUUCUCAUCGAAUCCGGUUUCGACUUUGUUGUGGACGCCCUUUUCGGUUUCGGGUUUUCGGCCAAAACGCCAAAAAUUGGGGAACCCGCUGUUUCGCCCCAUACGAAUAGCAUGUUCAGGCCUCCUUUCGAUGACGUCAUAGGCAAGAUAGCGGCCCUCAAGAUCCCGGUCAUCAGUCUCGACGUUCCUUCGGGUUGGGACGUGGACGGAAGAACAUCGCCAUCCAGUUUAGGCGCUUACUGCAUUCGGCCCGACGCCCUCGUUUCGUUGACGGCCCCGAAAGAAUGCUCAAAAUAUUUUAAGGGAAGAUACCACUUUUUAGGAGGACGCUUCUUACCGCCAAGCCUGAAAUGCAAAUGCGACCUAAAAUUACCGGAUUUUCCUGGAGGAAGCCAAUGCGUCGAUCUAAACGAAUUCUUAGCCAAUAACACAUGAUGCUAAUAAAUUAUAAUCUUCCAAUAUUCCCACCCCCCAUUCCAUUUUAUUUUUUUCUUUUAUCCACUUUUGUUUUUUGGUAUGACAAAAUGUUAAAGGACAUUUACAUUUUAAAGUAAUCUUCCAUUUUUAAAAAAAAAAAAAUUUAUUGUAAAGUUUUAAAAUUCUUUUCUAUUCAUUCUUCUUUAUAUAAAACUUUAUAAUUUUGUUCUUAAUUAUUCUCACAGCAUAAUAGGUGCCCUUCUUCCUGACAUUUUUGUCAAAUUUCAAAGGGUUCUUAAAUAUUAGAAUAUAUUUAUUUAUCAAUUUUUAAAAUCAAAUUAUUUAUAAAAACGCUAAACACGAUAAAAAUAAAU
Gordionus sp. m RMFG-2023 is the source of this 1406-nucleotide messenger RNA. RefSeq names its product NAD(P)H-hydrate epimerase-like. The record is from RefSeq and is a predicted model, not a curated record. Gene Ontology annotation, cellular component: mitochondrion. The transcript is spliced from 6 exons. The coding region runs from base 223 to 1050 and encodes 275 amino acids. Gene Ontology annotation, molecular function: NAD(P)HX epimerase activity. Lineage: Eukaryota; Metazoa; Nematomorpha; Gordioida; Chordodea; Parachordodidae.